AUGAAGAGAAUCAAUACGUUCAUUCCGGCCGAACACUUCCGGAUGGAAACGUUAGCCACGAUCCUCCCCUCACUGGAGGCGUCGGACCUGGCCGUGUCUCUGGAUUUACGCGACGCGUACUUCCACAUUCCCAACCAUCCAGCUUCGCGCCGGGCCCUCCCGUUCGGGCUGCGACCGGCGCCCCGAGUGUUUACUCGCAUAGUCACCACUGUGGCAGCCUAUUUGAGAAACCAAGGCCUGCGACUCUUCGUCUAUCUAGACGACUGGCUUAUUGUCGCAGACUCGGAGGCAAAGUUGCAAGCUCACCUCUCCUUGCUACUACGGGUGACUCAGAGCCUCGGGUUCAUGAUCAACUGGGAGAAAUCGGAGCUCACUCCCUCCCGCGUUCCCAUGUAUUUGGGCGCGAGGAUAGAUAUACCGAACCAACUCGCGCGGCCCAGCCCAGACAGGGUGCGGUCGAUCACGUCUCUCGCCCACUCCGUAAGGGGGCGCAGUCACGUGAAAGCCCGCGUCUGGCUUCAGUUGCUAGGUUAUAUGGCCAGUCUAGUAGACAUAAUACAAGAUUGUCGUCUCUACAUGAGGCCCUUCCAAAGACAUCUCCGCUACUGCAGCCCCGGGGUAGACUCACUGCAGUCUCGGAUUCCUCUGCCACUGUCUAUCAGUCGCAGUUUAGCGCCCUGGACUCGCCCAGCUUUCGUGGCUCAGGGCAAGCCACUACAGACUCCCCUCCCGUCAGCCUCAGUGACCACCGACGCCUCGCUCUCCGGUUGGGGUGGCCACUGCGAAGGGGAGAUGGUGUCCGGAGCUUGGGCUUAUCCAGGCGCUCUCCCUCACAUCAAUGUGUUGGAGAUGCAAGCGACGUCCAACGCACUCCGCCACUUUCAGCACUAG
Messenger RNA from Lytechinus variegatus (green sea urchin), 891 nucleotides. RefSeq lists its product as uncharacterized. The coding region runs from base 1 to 891 and encodes 296 amino acids. Lineage: Eukaryota; Metazoa; Echinodermata; Echinoidea; Temnopleuroida; Toxopneustidae. The transcript has a single exon. The record is from RefSeq and is a predicted model, not a curated record.